AUGGAUUCUCUAUCUAUGUAUGACCUAAGCAAAUUCUGUCCUUAUAAUACAGUGCUGUACGAUCACAGUGAUCCAUCAAUUAAUACUGUUUUGACAGCACCAACUGAUAAACCUGGGGUGGCAUUGCUUGAUUUUGUCAUUUUCCCACCCAGGUGGCUUGUUGCUGAGCAUACCUUCCGACCUCCGUAUUAUCAUCGCAAUUGCAUGAGUGAAUUUAUGGGUCUCAUCCAUGGUAACUAUGAGUUGUUUUUACAGGCAAAGGAUGAUGGGUUUCUUCCGGGUGGUGCAAGUCUUCAUAACUGUAUGACUCCCCAUGGUCCUGAUACCAAGUCAUAUGAGGCCACUAUUUCUCGUGGGAACAAUGUAGGACCUCACAAGAUCACCGACACAUUGGCUUUUAUGUUUGAGUCAAGUUUGAUUCCCCGUAUCAGCCGAUCGGCUCUUGAAUCUCCAUUCCUGGAUCAUGAUUAUUACCAAUGUUGGAUUGGUCUAAGAUCUCAUUUCACAGUUCCUGAGAAAUCUCUUGGAAGCCUAACCUUGAACAAUGGAAUAAGGACCAAGGAGUGAAAUGGUUGUUUGCCACACAAAUACAAUUGGGUUCUAUGUACAUACAUAAUAAAAGUAACCAGUACGGAAUGUAAUAUAGAAGUUAAAAGUCAGUAAAUAUAAUAAAUUGCAGAAUUAGCAUAAAAAAAAA
Trifolium pratense (red clover) is the source of this 697-nucleotide messenger RNA. RefSeq names its product homogentisate 1,2-dioxygenase-like. Gene Ontology annotation, biological process: L-phenylalanine catabolic process. The transcript is spliced from 5 exons. Gene Ontology annotation, molecular function: homogentisate 1,2-dioxygenase activity. Gene Ontology annotation, cellular component: cytoplasm. Lineage: Eukaryota; Viridiplantae; Streptophyta; Magnoliopsida; Fabales; Fabaceae. The coding region runs from base 1 to 567 and encodes 188 amino acids. The record is from RefSeq and is a predicted model, not a curated record.